This is a messenger RNA of Clupea harengus (Atlantic herring), 4555 nucleotides long. It is a transcript of the gene atp13a2, whose product is annotated as ATPase cation transporting 13A2. NCBI's taxonomy places the organism in Eukaryota, Metazoa, Chordata, Actinopteri, Clupeiformes, Clupeidae. The record is from RefSeq and is a predicted model, not a curated record. Gene Ontology annotation, biological process: intracellular calcium ion homeostasis; regulation of mitochondrion organization; regulation of autophagosome size. Gene Ontology annotation, cellular component: late endosome membrane. Gene Ontology annotation, molecular function: ATP hydrolysis activity; P-type ion transporter activity; ATP binding.
UACAAAGGUAGGCUACGGUUCUUUGAGAAAAGAAGACCUGGUAUAGGCUGAAAUGCACAACUAUAGACUCUUGGUCAACCAUUCCGUUAAACCUCCUUUAAGGGCUGGCAGGGACAAAUGUAAGUGAAUGAUAACGCUAAUGUGCCGGUGUUUAAAGUCUUGGAAUGUAUGCACAAGAUCUAUCAGAUAUAUCAGAAAAAUAUCGCAUGAAGCUUAUCUCCGCAGCUCAGCAUUCAAUGCUUGUUUAAAAGAUAAAAAGCUUUCGCUGGUCGAAGAACCCUCGACACAAUUUGGAAGGCAGAUUCAUUUUAAAUAAAGAAGUAUUUUUUCGAAUGAAUUAAGUCCAUCCUGCAAUCGGCGCUGGUAGCCAAUGUUGCUGGUAGUGAUGUGUGUUAAGGGGUCAGUCUAACCCUUGCACUCAAAACAUAGCUGAUAUAACAGUAAACAAGGUUUGCAUGAUUUCAACUCAAUAAUUAGGCCUACUAGCUCUUCAUAAUAAGAUUGAAUUGUGGCACAUUUAGCACAUUAAAAGCCUUAAAGUAACUUCCCUUACCUGGAUUUUGUAUGUGAUGGGAAGGUUGUUCUGAUUGGGUGGUUGUGGUAAAAAAAGAUAGGCGGGACUGUUACAGGUGUGUCUGUUGCUGCGCACCUUGUAUCAGUUCAGCUUCAAAUUUACCUGAGGAAGAACACCAAACAAUCCGGACAGGUGAUUUGUGUAAUCGGAUGGACUGGUGACUUAUUUUUCAACAUUUUGUCUGCUGCAGGAGGGCUGCAAGCAGGAGGGGCGUGGGCUCACCCUGCCCGGCCCUGGGCUUCGUUCUCCUGAGCCGGACCUCACAUCACCCUGUUUUGCACUUCCAUGUCAAACGGCUAUCUCACAUAUGAAUGUCCAGGGUUACAAACGGGUCCGCUGGCGCGUGUGGCUGUGCUAUGUUGGAGCAGUCCUCUCCCUGGGUCUGCUGCUGCUGCUGUUCAAGUGGCGUCCGCGAUGGGGGGUUCUGGCCCGCUGCCGAACAUGCCCGCUGCCCAUGGCGGACACCAUACUCUUAAGGGAUGACUUUGGUGAGCAGUGUGUCCUCGAGGUGCUCACUGAGGAGAUUGAUGAAGAAGGUCUGGGCCCGGCGGCUGGUGAGGGAAAUGAAUAUGAGUGGAGAGACACAGUGCAGCUACACAAGGAGGAGAAAUUGCUGCUGCGGUACUAUGUGUUUAAAGGUAUCCGGUAUGUGUGGAUGGCCAGGAAAGGAGCUUUCUGCAAAGUCAGUAUCCUGAAUGAUGACUGGUCUUGUGCAGAACUGCACCGAAUGCAGCAGGGACUAAGUUGCCAAGAGCAGAGCAGCAGGAGGAAGGUAUACGGCCAGAACCUUAUUGAUGUCCCUGUGAAAUCCUAUAUGCAGCUGCUCUUUGAGGAGGUGCUCAACCCAUUCUACAUGUUCCAGGUCUGCAGUAUCAUCCUGUGGAUGUUAGACAACUACUUUUACUAUGCAGCCUGUAUUUUCAUCAUUUCUCUCUUUUCCAUUGCUCUCUCUCUGUAUGAGAUACGCAAGCAAAGCACUACACUGCGCAAAAUGGCCCAGCUAAUUGUACCUGUGACUGUGCGCAGGAACACAGGAGAGGAGGAGAGUAUGAGCUCUCUGGACCUGGUGCCAGGGGACUGCAUUUUGGUCCCGCCGGAAGGGCUAAUCCUGCCCUGUGACGCUGCCCUGCUGGCCGGGGAGUGCAUGGUUAAUGAGAGUAUGCUGACUGGCGAGAGCAUUCCUGUGAUGAAGACUCCACUGCCAGCGGCUGCGGAGAGGUACAGCGCUGACGCCCAGCGGAGACACACUCUGUUCUGUGGCACACAGGCCAUCCAGGCCAAAGGGGGCUGCCCUGGAGGAAGAGGGGCUCUCGCCGUAGUCGUUCACACAGGAUUUUUCACAGCCAAAGGAGAUCUGGUCAGUUCCAUUCUCUACCCACAGCCAAUUAACUUCCGCUUCUACAAGGAUGCCGUUAAGUUCCUGCUAUUUCUGGGAGUGCUAGCUUUGAUGGGCACAAUUUAUAGCUUAGUGAUGCUGAGCUUGAGCAAUACGACUGUGCUUGAGCGUGUGAUUCGCAUGCUGGACAUUGUGACCAUCAUAGUGCCACCAGCGCUGCCUGCAGCCAUCACCACUGGCACCAUCUAUUCCCAGCGACGGCUUAAAAAGAAGGGCAUCUUCUGCAUCAGCCCGCCCCGCAUUAAUGUUUGUGGGAAAGUCUCCAUCUUCUGCUUUGACAAGACAGGCACCUUGACAGAGGAAGGUCUGGAUGUGUGGGGGGUAAUGGAGGCCACUGGUAACACUUUCUCAGAGCUGGUUCCAGAUCCACGCCUCCUGCCUCCUGGGCACAUGCUCUCUGGCCUGGCCUGCUGUCACACCGUGGCCCUGCUGGGAGGCCAGCCGCUGGGAGACCCUCUGGAGCUUAAAAUGAUUGAGUCCACUGGUUGGGAGCUGGAAGAGCCAAUGGGGGAGGAUGAAAGAGCGCACACAGAGUUUGGGGGGCGGAGAGUGCUGGCUGUGAUGAGGCCACCUCCUCAGGAGCUGCUCCCCCAAGACGUUUCUAUGAGUCAGUCAGUGGCCAUUAUCCAGCGCUUCCCCUUCUCCUCAGCUCUGCAGCGGAUGAGUGUGACCACGGUGGCCCCUGGUGGGCAAGGGGCCGCUACCUUUCUCAAAGGGGCUCCUGAAAUGGUAGCCAGCCGCUGCCUCAAGGAAAGUGUACCUGCUGAGUUCACCAGCACCCUGCGUAGUUUUGCCAGUGAGGGUUUCAGGGUACUUGCACUUGCCUACAAGCCACUUGAUGAAAAGACAGACCUAAACUCUAUUUCACGGGAUGAGGUGGAGAGCGAGAUGCGGUUCCUAGGUCUGCUGGUGAUGAAGAACCUGGUGAAGCCUGAGAGCCCAGAAGUCAUCAGCACUCUUCGUCAGGCCAGGCUGCGGACCGUCAUGAUAACAGGUGACAACAUUCUUACUGCGGUGAACGUGGCUCGAGGGUGUGGGAUGGUGGCCUCCGACGAGAAGGUGAUCUUUGUCCACACGUCGCCCCCCACUGCCCACUCGCCAGCAGUGCUGAAGUUUCAUCUGGGAGAGGGAGGCGGGGAGGAGGAGGUGGCAGCGUCGCAAGGAGCAAUGGAUGUUCUCUCCCAGGGGCUCUACCAGAGCGGUGUAAGCUAUCACCUUGCUGUCAAUGGGAAGUCCUUCUCCGCCUUGUGCGACUACUUUCCAGAGUAUUUGCCCAAGGUUUUGAUGAGAGCCACUAUUUAUGCACGCAUGGCCCCUGACCAGAAGACACAGCUGGUUACUGCACUUCAGAACCUCAACUACAGGGUGGGGAUGUGUGGGGAUGGAGCCAAUGACUGUGGAGCUCUGAGGGCAGCUGACGUAGGUGUGUCCCUCUCGGAGGCCGAGGCGUCUGUGGCCUCUCCCUUCACUUCAAACACUGACAACAUAAGCUGUGUGCCUUUGCUAAUCCGAGAAGGGAGGUGUGCUCUUGUGACGUCCUUCGCUCUCUUCAAGUACAUGGCCUUGUACAGUCUGAUCCAGUUCGCCUCUGUCCUUAUUCUUUAUACAAUAAAAACAAACCUGGGCGACUUGCAGUUCCUUUUCUUUGACCUGCCUCUGGUGACGGUCCUGGCCAUUGUGAUGGGGAAAGGAGGCCCUAGCAAUGAGCUCCACCCUCAGCGGCCUCCUGCCAGCCUGUUGGCUCUGCCGGUCAUGUUGAGUCUCCUGCUGCACACCUUAUUUCUGAUUCUGAGUCAGGUGGGAGCCCUGCUCAUCACCUACUCUCAGGACUGGUUUGUUCCACUCAACUCCACUCUGGCAGGAGCAGCAAACUUGCCAAACAUGGAAAACACAAGCGUCUUUCUGGUGUCAGGGUUUCAGUACAUCUUUAUGGCCAUCAUCGUGACCAAGGGAUAUCCCUACAAAAAGCCACUAUACACCAAUGUGUUGUUUGUGUUUAUACUGCUGGUCCUGUUCACUGCAAUGUUCUGGUUGGUGCUGUACCCACUGAGCAUCGCUCACCGGAUACUGCAGCUGUAUGAAACCACUGACAUGAACUACAAGCUGCUGCUGGUGGCUUUGGCUGCUCUUAACUUCUUCACCUGCUACCUGCUAGAGGUUUUGAUUGACAAUGGUGUCCUGAACUGCUUCCGUUCCCUACGAGGAAGGCGCAAAUCCAAAAAGCAUUACAAACGUCUCGAUACCCUCCUAGCUGAGAAUUUCUCUUGGCCUCCCCUGGACCAACCACUGUCUUCACCACAGUGCACAGUCAUUGGGCUUAGCUAGCAUUAACUUUAAGACUGUUCCUUUGUGUUGAUUACCUUGAGCCAAAAUUGGAUCUGUCAUCAUGGAAAACAUGACCAGAGAACCAGGUCCCAUAAAGACGCCUAUUAUAUAAGGCACAGUGGAAUAAUAAAACACACAGAUGCAUGUAUAACCCAUGAGCUGUUGUUGUUGUUGUGAUGCUGCUGAGGUGUCAGCGCUAUUUUGUUAAAAGGUCAGAGAUGUAUUCAGCAAUGUGCAAUAAAGGCUGUUUUUUUAAGGUA